GGCGCGUGAGAAACCGCAGAGCAACAAAAGAGGUCCUUGUGAACUGAAUACGUAGAGCCUUCCAUUGCCAGCUCCCACUCCAUUCCUCCGCUCCGUACUCAGUCAUUCCCGAAACCCAAGACAGUACGAAGACGGCGAAUGACACGUGUCCAUCCAGCCCACACGUGUGCCUGUCUUCUCUCUUUCUUUGAUCUCUCUGUCCAUACAAAUCCAAACCCUGAAAAAAGUAGCUCAGAGACUCAGUUUUCAGCUUCGGUUUCAUGGUCUUUCUGUAUUUCUAAUAUUUUAAAUUUUAAUUUUUAUAUUACAAAAAACGGAGAUUCAGCUUCUGGGUCUUGGAAUUCCCAUGUAUUUUGACACAUAUUUAGGGUCGGACGCCAUUGACUUUACUUUCCUUUCUCUCAAUCUCUCCCACAAAAUUUACAAGUUCAGGUUCAAGUUCAAGUUUUAGAACACCGCUCCAAUUUGGGUUUCAGGGUUCUUUCUUUCUUCUUCUUCGACGAAGAUAAGAUUUUUUAUUAGGAUUUGCGUCGUCAACGGUGUCGAUGGGAGCUAGUUUUUCAGCCUCAAUGGCGGACGAUGAUGGUCAGGAGAAGUCGAGGCUUGAUGAUAUACCGGAGAACUGCGUGGCAAUGAUUUUGAUGAACUUGGAGCCGCCAGAUGUUUGUAAAUAUGCCCGUCUGAAUAGGGUGUUUCGCGCGGCUUCGUCUGCGAAUUUCAUCUGGGAAUCUAAGUUACCCUGCAACUAUUUGUAUGUUAUGGAUAGAGUUCUUGAGAAUUCGGCCCUGGAAAUGGACAAGUUGGGGAAGAGGGAGAUCUAUGCCAGGCUUUGCAGGCGAAACUUGUUUGACAAUGGCACCAAGGAAUUUUGGCUGGAUAAAAGUACGGGUAGCAGUUUUUUGUCGAUUUCUUCAAAAGCGUUGAGGAUUACCGGGAUUGAUGAUCGGAGAUACUGGAAUUUCAUUUCAACUGAGGAAUCUAGAUUCCAGACAAUUGCAUAUCUCCAACAAACCUGGUGGUUUGAAGUGGAAGGAGAGAUUGACUUUCAAUUUCCCAAGGGAAACUACAGCGUCUUCAUUCGACUCCAGCUUGGCCGGUCCUCUAAGAGAUUGGGGCGACGGGUUUCAAACUGUGACCAUGUUCAUGGCUGGGGCAUAAAGCCUGUAAAGUUUCAGCUCACUACUUCUGAUGGACAACAUGAUGUAUCGCAAUCUUUCUUGGAGAAUCCAGGAAACUGGGUCAACUACCAUGUGGGAAGUUUCGUUGUUGAGAAUCCCACAGCUUUGAUGAAGAUCAAAUUUUCAGUGACCCAGAUUGAUUGUACCCACACCAAAGGGGGAGUUUGUGUGGACUCUGUAUUUAUACGGCCCAGCAGUGUAGGAAAAGGGGCUUAGUCAUUGCUGUAAGCACUAGACACGGCAGGCUACUGAGCUGUAUAUGUAGGAAGUUUGCUUACAAGUAGAAGGUUUUUGCAGCCCAACGAGAAGAAGGUUUGUCUAAAUGUGGUAAAAAUGAGAGAUACUAUGUUUUUGAUGAGGUAAUUGUGUAUAUAAUGCAAAUGGCUUUCACUUUAGAGUGUUGUUUUUCCCUCAAUAAAUAGUGGAUGUUGUGUA
Messenger RNA from Humulus lupulus (European hop), 1613 nucleotides. Its product is annotated as F-box protein PP2-A13-like. The record is from RefSeq and is a predicted model, not a curated record. Gene Ontology annotation, molecular function: protein binding. The transcript is spliced from 3 exons. The coding region runs from base 546 to 1394 and encodes 282 amino acids. NCBI's taxonomy places the organism in Eukaryota, Viridiplantae, Streptophyta, Magnoliopsida, Rosales, Cannabaceae.